Molecule: messenger RNA, 3399 nt
Organism: Populus trichocarpa (black cottonwood)
Lineage: Eukaryota; Viridiplantae; Streptophyta; Magnoliopsida; Malpighiales; Salicaceae
Product: plasma membrane ATPase 4
Exons: 16
Coding region: 246-3104 (952 amino acids)
Biological process (GO): proton export across plasma membrane; regulation of intracellular pH
Cellular component (GO): plasma membrane
Molecular function (GO): P-type proton-exporting transporter activity; ATP binding; ATP hydrolysis activity
Source: RefSeq, a predicted model, not a curated record
AGAGCACUUGAAGGAAGCCUCAAUCUAAUUAUCACCGCAGUCUCUCUCUCUCUCUCUGUUUCUUAAUCUCUGGCCCUUUUCUUGGGAUGUACAAAGUCUCAUUGAAUGGCCUUUAACUCCAUUUCUCUUCUUCUUCCUUAUUGAGUUCACAUAUAAUCUUGUUACCAAAAAACCAAAAGAGAGAUUCUUUUUUGUUUUGUUUUUGUAUUGCUCUGUGUUCGUGGUUUCUCGGCUAGAGUUAAAAGAUGGAGAAGGCCACUAGUCUUGAGGAGAUCAAGAAUGAGACUGUUGAUCUGGAACGGAUUCCGGUUGAGGAAGUGUUUGAGCAAUUGAAAUGCACCAAAGAAGGUUUGUCCUCAGAGGAAGGAGCCAGCAGGAUUCAAAUCUUUGGCCCCAACAAAUUGGAAGAGAAAAAGGAAAGCAAGUUUCUCAAGUUUUUGGGGUUCAUGUGGAACCCUCUAUCAUGGGUUAUGGAAGCUGCAGCUAUCAUGGCUAUUGCAUUGGCAAAUGGAAGUGGGAAGCCCCCGGAUUGGCAAGACUUUGUCGGUAUUAUUUGCUUGCUUGUGAUCAACUCUACCAUUAGUUUCAUUGAAGAAAACAAUGCUGGCAAUGCUGCGGCUGCACUCAUGGCUGGCCUUGCUCCUAAAACCAAGGUGCUUAGGGAUGGAAAGUGGACCGAGGAGGAUGCUGCAAUUCUGGUUCCAGGAGACAUCAUUAGUGUUAAAUUGGGAGAUAUUAUUCCUGCCGAUGCCCGUCUUCUUGAGGGUGAUCCUUUGAAGAUUGAUCAAUCUGCCCUCACUGGGGAGUCACUUCCAGUAACUAAGCACCCUGGUGAUGAAGUUUUCUCAGGUUCCACUUGCAAACAGGGAGAGAUUGAGGCUGUUGUUAUUGCUACUGGUGUCCACACCUUCUUUGGAAAGGCUGCGCAUCUUGUGGACAGCACCAACCAAGUUGGUCACUUCCAAAAGGUUCUCACUGCUAUUGGGAACUUCUGUAUUUGUUCCAUAGCAGUUGGAAUGGUUAUCGAGCUCGUAGUCAUGUACCCAAUUCAGCACCGCAGGUACAGAGAUGGAAUUGACAAUCUUUUGGUUCUAUUGAUUGGAGGAAUCCCCAUUGCUAUGCCUACAGUCUUGUCUGUGACGAUGGCUAUUGGAUCUCACAAGUUAUCCCAACAAGGUGCUAUCACUAAGCGUAUGACUGCCAUUGAAGAGAUGGCAGGUAUGGACGUACUCUGCAGUGACAAAACUGGGACUUUAACCCUCAACAAACUGAGCGUUGACAAAAACUUGAUUGAGGUUUUUGCGAAGGGUGUGGACAAAGAUCAUGUCGUCCUGCUUGCCGCCAGGGCCUCUAGAGUUGAAAAUCAAGAUGCCAUUGAUGCUGCCAUGGUUGGAAUGCUUGCUGAUCCAAAGGAGGCAAGAGCUGGUAUAAGAGAGGUGCACUUCCUUCCAUUCAAUCCUGUGGACAAAAGGACUGCUUUGACUUACAUUGAUGCUGAUGGAAACUGGCAUCGAGCAAGUAAAGGUGCUCCUGAGCAGAUCCUCGACCUAUGCAAUGCCAGGGAAGAUGUUAAGAAGAAGACUCAUUCUUGUAUGGAUAAGUUUGCCGAACGAGGGCUCCGAUCAUUGGCUGUUGCUAGACAGCAAGUGCCAGAGAAAAGUAAGGAAAGUCCAGGUGGUCCAUGGGAGUUUGUUGGCUUGUUGAACCUCUUUGAUCCUCCAAGACAUGACAGUGCUGAAACCAUCCGUAGAGCUCUCAAUCUCGGUGUGAACGUCAAGAUGAUUACUGGUGAUCAGCUUGCUAUUGCAAAGGAGACAGGAAGAAGGCUUGGAAUGGGAACAAACAUGUACCCUUCCGCUUCUUUACUUGGUCAGCAUAAAGAUGCAAGCAUUGCUUCUCUUCCUGUAGAAGAGUUGAUCGAGAAAGCAGAUGGGUUUGCUGGCGUGUUUCCAGAGCACAAAUAUGAAAUCGUGAAGAAGUUGCAAGAGAGCAAGCACAUUGUCGGAAUGACUGGUGAUGGUGUUAAUGAUGCUCCUGCAUUGAAGAAGGCAGAUAUUGGAAUUGCUGUUGCUGAUGCUACAGAUGCUGCAAGAGGUGCAUCUGACAUUGUUCUAACGGAGCCUGGAUUGAGUGUCAUUAUAAGUGCCGUUCUGACCAGUAGAGCUAUUUUCCAAAGGAUGAAGAACUACACUAUCUAUGCAGUCUCUAUCACAAUCCGUAUUGUGUUUGGUUUCAUGCUUAUUGCUCUGAUAUGGAAGUACGACUUCUCUCCUUUCAUGGUUUUGAUUAUUGCUAUCCUAAAUGACGGUACAAUUAUGACAAUCUCAAAGGAUAGAGUGAAGCCAUCACCCUUGCCUGAUAGCUGGAAACUAAAAGAGAUAUUUGCCACUGGAAUCGUACUCGGUGGUUACCUGGCUCUGAUGACCGUGAUAUUCUUCUGGGCAGUGCAUGAUACUGAUUUCUUUUCGAAUAAAUUUGGUGUCAGAUCUUUGAGGCACCAUGAUGAAGAAAUGAUGGGGGCUUUGUACCUUCAAGUCAGUAUUGUGAGCCAAGCUCUCAUUUUCGUGACUCGUUCUCGCAGCUGGUCCUUUAUUGAACGACCUGGUCUGCUACUACUGUCUGCUUUCAUGCUUGCACAACUGGUGGCGACUCUGAUUGCUGUUUAUGCCAACUGGGGGUUUGCAAGGAUCAAGGGAAUUGGAUGGGGUUGGGCUGGUGUCAUCUGGAUUUACAGUAUCGUUUUUUAUUUCCCACUUGAUAUUAUGAAGUUUGCUAUCCGCUACAUCCUAAGUGGAAAGGCUUGGCUCAAUUUGCUGGAUAACAAGACUGCCUUUACCACCAAGAAAGAUUACGGUAAAGAAGAAAGAGAAGCUCAAUGGGCUCAUGCACAAAGGACCUUGCAUGGGCUCCAACCACCUGAGACAGCUGGUAUCUUCAAUGAAAAGAGCAGCUACAGGGAGUUGUCUGAAAUCGCAGAGCAGGCUAAGAGACGAGCAGAGGUUGCAAGGCUUCGGGAGCUUCACACACUCAAAGGGCAUGUGGAGUCAGUUGUUAAACUCAAGGGCUUGGAUAUUGAUACCAUCCAGCAGCAUUAUACCGUGUAAAAAUCCUGGAAUAAAUUUACCUGAGAUGGAAAGGCCUAAAGUUCAAUGACAAACCCUCAAGAACAUCAGAUAAGGCCUCAACAGCUGAAAACUUUUCUAGAUAGGGGAGAAAAUGGUAUUAGUAUGAAUCUCCUGAUCUGUUUACAUUUCUUGUCUUUGUGUGCUUUAAACUGCUGGAAGAGAAAGGGCUGUGCUUCCCUACUUCUUGCUCUAUCAAGGGCCAUGUAAUGCCACCUGGUUACACAGUAUUUCCAAGUUUUUUAAUCUUAAUUUUCUUCUGCUUAACUUCUUAUAA